AUGGCGGACCUCUUUCGCAGCAAAGCAGUAGCCGCAGCCCUGGGCCUGCUCACACACUUCGUUGCAAACAGCGGAGAAUGGGAUCACCAUGCUCAUCUUCUGGUAUCAGGCGGGCCUCUACUUUUCGGCGCAUUGGUAGCUUUCGAAUAUGUGGCCGAUCCUCUGGUGGGCUCUUACUCCCAGGCUUUUCAGGUCGUGGCAACAGCGGCAGCAGUGUACCUGGGAACAUUGACGGCAAGCAUCAUCAUUUACCGCGCGUACUUCCACCGGUUGGGAAAGGUCCUUGAGACUCUGACUCCUAUUGUGAAGCAGCAGUACAACACCGAUAUCGUUCGCACAGGGCCUCGCGAACUCAGUGUCGCAAGCGCGGAAGCGAUUCCUCUCAUCUACGGACCCAUGUCCAAGUGUAGAAAGGGAGUCUGGUAUAGUGGUUCUUACCACAUCGAGGGUGCUUCGUUGCAGAGCACACGUAACCAUCAAGACCACAGAGAAAGACGCAAGGCUUGGGAUCGCGCCUUCAAUGCGAAAGCUCUGCGCGACUACGAGCCUCGCCUCAACCGACACACCCGUGUAUUUGUCGAUAAGCUGAAGGAGCAUGUCAAGGAGUCGUCUGUCCGCAUCUCGAGCUGGAUCGGCUUUUACGCCUUCGAUGUUAUGGGCGACAUUGGAUACAACCGAGGUUUCGGUAUGCUUGAGAAGGGGGAAGAGGAUGAAAUGAUUGAGCUUGUUCACAAGAGCAUGGCUCCUUUGAGCAUCUUUGGGCAUAUUCCGUGGAUCGUUGGGAUCAUGUUGCGGACGAGCUUUGGGGCAAAGGACUUGCUCAAUUUCAUGAAGCUUACGCAAGAUAUUCUCAUGGAGCGGAAGAAAAUCACUCCAACCGAGCCUGACGUGUUCAGUCAUCUCAUCGACGAGACGGCAGAAGAAAUACCGAAACAGCUGAAUGCCGAUUCUCGUCUCAUGAUGGUUGCGGGCUCAGACACUACACACGCAACUCUCACCUGGCUUAUCUGGGAACUCUGCACACACAAAGAUGCCCAGGCUAAGCUUUGCAAGAUCACUGACGACCUUGUACCCGAGAAAUCCUUCCUAGACGUCGAUGAUGUCAAGGAUUGUCCACAUCUCGACGGCGCCAUCAACGAAUCUCUCCGCCUCCACCCAGCGGUACCCUCAGGAGUAAUGCGCGAAACGCCCGCGGCAGGGAUAACACUGCCUGAUGGUACCUACAUCCCCAGCGAAACGACGAUCUGGAUGCCCAUUCACACCAUACAACGAGACGGGCGCUCCUUCUCCGAGCCUCUAAAGUUUAUGCCUGAGCGCUGGACUGACGAAGCCCCGGAGUACGUCAAAGACAAGCGCGCUUUCAUUCCCUUUUCAGCUGGAGUGUACAACUGCGUCGGCCAAAAGCUUGCUAUGAUGGAGAUGCGUGUCGUGGUGGCGAACUUGAUGAGAUGGUUUGAGAUUGACUUCGCCGGAGACAUGGGUGAGGCAGUAGUGAAGAAGUCGCGGGACGCUUUCACGCUCAGUGUGGGUGCGCUGGACGUGAAGCUUACGCCGAGGUAUAAGAGCUAG
Messenger RNA from Didymosphaeria variabile, 1569 nucleotides. RefSeq lists its product as uncharacterized. The record is from RefSeq and is a predicted model, not a curated record. The coding region runs from base 1 to 1569 and encodes 522 amino acids. Gene Ontology annotation, molecular function: heme binding; iron ion binding; monooxygenase activity. Lineage: Eukaryota; Fungi; Ascomycota; Dothideomycetes; Pleosporales; Didymosphaeriaceae. The transcript has 3 exons.